Messenger RNA from Papaver somniferum (opium poppy), 2958 nucleotides. Its product is annotated as origin of replication complex subunit 1B-like. Gene Ontology annotation, cellular component: nuclear origin of replication recognition complex. Gene Ontology annotation, molecular function: chromatin binding; ATP hydrolysis activity; ATP binding. The record is from RefSeq and is a predicted model, not a curated record. Gene Ontology annotation, biological process: DNA replication initiation; mitotic DNA replication checkpoint signaling. NCBI's taxonomy places the organism in Eukaryota, Viridiplantae, Streptophyta, Magnoliopsida, Ranunculales, Papaveraceae. The transcript is spliced from 19 exons. The coding region runs from base 142 to 2772 and encodes 876 amino acids.
GGAGUACAUAUUUUCUGCAAAUAUCUGGGCCUAGUCACAAAUGAAAAACGUUUGAGAAACUUUCACGAAGGUUUUAGGGGUGUGUGAGUUAAACACGCAGAGACAGAAAGAGCGAAGAGUAAGAGAAUUGCAGAAGAAAAGAUGAGUAAUGGCGAAGUAGCUCCGAAUAAUACAAUCCACAUCAACAAUCUCAACGAGAAAAUCAAACUUGAUGAGUUGAAGAAAACAUUGAAAUCAAUUUUUCAACAAUUUGGGAAUAUUUUGGAGGUUUUAGCAUUCAAGACACUGAAACAUAAAGGGCAAGCUUGGGUUGUUUUUGAAGAUGUGUCGUCAGCUACUAAUGUUCUUAGACAAAUGCAAGAUUUUCCUUUACACGACAAACCCAUGAGGUUGCAAUAUGCAAAGACUAAAUCUGAUGUGAUAGCAAAGGCAGAUGGUACUUUUUUUCCUAGAGAGAAACGAAGGAAGCAUGAUGAACGAGUUCAAAAAGAAAAUGGUCUUGUUGGAUCAAAAUCUGUCUCGCCAAAGAGGGCAAAAGCUUUAGCGAAAGAUUUGUAUGCCCCAGCUUCACUUGAUCUUCCUAAGUUAAAGAAAAGGAAAAAAUCUGAGGAAGCUGCAAAUUCAUCUAGAAAAACAAGAGCUAUGGUUUCUAAGAAACCAACAGAGAAAAAAGGUAAGAGCCGUGAUGGACCAAAAAGACGUGUUUAUUACAAAAAAGUUGUCUAUGAUGGUGGAGAGUUUGAUGUUGGGGAUGAUGUUUAUGUGAAGAGGAGAGAAGGUGCUAAUUCUGAUAAUGAUGAUCCGGAGGUUGAAGAAUGUUUCUUUUGCUUUAAGUCUGGUAGGAAUCUGAUGAUUGAGUGUGACGAUUGCUUGGGUGGUUUUCAUCUUAAAUGUCUUAGACCUCCAUUGAAGGAGAUUCCAGAUGGGGAUUGGAUUUGUGAAUUUUGUGAGGCUAGGAAAGAGGGGAAGAAAGCUGACCUUCCUGAACCACCAAAAGGGAAAAAGCGGAGAAGAACGGCAAGGGAGAAGCUUCUUUCUAGUGACCUUUGGGCUGUACAUAUUGAAAGCUUAUGGAAGGAACCAGAUGGUAGUUAUUGGUUUAGAGGCCGAUGGUAUGUGAUUCCUGAAGAGACUGCAGUUGGAAGGCAGCCACAUAAUCUACGCAGGGAGCUUUAUCGCACUAAUGAUUUUGCGGACAUUGAGAUGGAAUCUAUUCUUAGGCAUUGCUCUGUAAUGAACUGUAAAGAAUUUUCUGAAGCCAAUAAUGAAGGAGAUGAUGUCUUUCUUUGUGAAUACGAAUAUGAUAUCCAGCGGCAGAGUUUCAAGCGCCUUGCAGAUAUUGACAAUGAGGAAGAGGAUGAUAAAGAAGCUGUGAAAGAUGAAGACUGGGAAUCUUGUAGUGAUUCAAUAUCUGACCCUGAAGAGAACUUAAAGAGUGCACGGAAGAAGCUUAAUUUUUCAGCAAGUGGGCAAUCAUCGGGUCAUGGAUUUGCUGCAAACGCACAAGGUGGGAAGUUCUUUGGUCUUCACAAAAUAGGGACAAAAAAGAUCUUAGAGCAUGUGAAAGGCCAUAGGCAGACUGAGAUCGAAAAAGCAAAAGCGACAUUGCUGUUGGCAACGCUACCUAAAUCUCCUCCCUGUAGGAAUAAAGAAAUGGAGGAGAUAAUUGAAUUUGUUAAAGGCGCUGUCAGCAAUGGUCAGUGUCGGGGACACUGCUUGUACAUCCAUGGUGUUCCUGGAACUGGCAAGACUAUGAGUGUACUUGCAGCAAUGAGGAAUCUGCGGUCUGAAGUUGAUGCAGGUAGGAUAAGCCCGUACUGUUUUGUGGAGAUUAAUGGUUUGAAAUUGGCUUCUCCGGAGAAUAUUUACAGGGUCAUAUAUGAAAAACUAAGUGGGCACAGGGUCAGUUGGAAAAAGGCUCUUUCCUUGCUGAAUGAGAAAUUUUCAGAUGAUAAUAAAGUCCGCAACAGUCAACCCUGUGUUUUACUAAUCGACGAGCUUGAUCUUCUUGUAACAAGGAAUCAGUCGGUUCUAUAUAAUAUCCUUGAUUGGCCGACUAAACCACAUUCCAAAUUGGUGGUAAUAGGGAUAGCAAACACCAUGGAUCUUCCUGAGAAACUGCUACCCCGUAUUUCAAGUCGCAUGGGAAUCCAACGGCUUUGUUUUAGCCCCUAUACUUACCAGCAACUUCGAGAAAUCAUUUCAAGCCGCAUUGAAGGAAUAGAAGCAUUUGAUAAACAAGCUAUAGAAUUUGCUUCGAGGAAGGUGGCAGCAAUUUCAGGAGAUGCCCGUCGUGCGCUGGAAAUAUGUAGGCGAGCUGCUGAAAUCGCAGAUUAUAAAAUUAAAAAAUCAUCAUCCACCCCGGACUUCUCAUCCUCAGGAAAAAACCAUAUUGGAAUGGCUGAGGUGGAAGCAGCCAUACAAGAAAUGUUUCAGGCACCUCAUAUUCAGAUGAUUAAAAGCUGUUCUAAACUAAGUAAAAUCUUUCUGGUGGCUCUGGUGCACGAGCUCUACAAAAGUGGAAUGGGCGAGACUACUUUUGAAAAGUUGGCAGCUAAUGUGUUUUCUCUUUGUGGAAGCAACAAGGAAGAGUUCCCAGGAUACGAUACACUGUUAAAAAUUGGGUGUAAACUUGGUGAAUGCAGAAUCAUUAUAUGCGAGGCAGGAGCUCGGCAUAGGUUGCAAAAAUUACAGCUCAAUUUUCCAAGUGAUGAUGUGGCAUUUGCACUAAAAGACUGCUCGGAGCUACCUUGGUUGACCAAGUACCUUUAGUUGAUUUUUUUUCUUGGACUCUUCUCCUUUCUGGAUGCGUUUUUUCUGGGGAAAAAUGUCGUUUUGUCCUUUUUUAGAUGGGCCCAUGUCAGUUUAGUCAUUUGGGAAAACGCCUUUACUGUUUGGUCCAUAAUUAUUUAAAAAUAUUAAAUGGACAAAAGUACCCUUUCGUGUUGAUUGUACUUA